AGGGCACUAACACCAACAGUGCGUCACUUUCCAACAUGGCGGCGCAGGGCUCUCAAGCAAAAUCUGCAGGCAGAAAUGUACGAAAUGCAGGAGAAAUCGUGCGAGGGCAGACUUUUGAGGUUGCACCUCGUUACACAAAUUUAACAUACAUCGGCGAGGGGGCCUACGGAAUGGUUGUGUCAGCGACAGACAAUCAAACGAAGCAGAAAGUUGCCAUCAAAAAGAUCUCGCCGUUUGAACAUCAGACCUACUGUCAAAGAACACUGAGGGAGAUAAAGAUUCUCACUAGGUUCAAGCAUGAAAAUAUCAUUGACAUCCGAGACAUCUUGAGAGCGCCAACAGUGGAAGACAUGAAAGAUGUCUACAUUGUGCAGUGUCUAAUGGAGACAGACAUGUACAAGCUCCUGAAGACGCAGCAGCUGAGCAACGACCACGUCUGCUACUUCCUCUACCAGAUCUUGCGAGGGCUCAAGUACAUCCACUCGGCCAACGUGCUGCACCGCGACCUCAAGCCCAGCAACCUGCUCCUCAACACCACUUGUGAUCUCAAGAUUUGUGAUUUUGGCCUGGCGCGUGUGGCUGACCCUGACCAUGACCACACAGGUUUCCUCACGGAGUACGUGGCCACGCGCUGGUACAGGGCCCCAGAGAUCAUGCUCAACUCCAAGGGUUACACCAAGUCCAUUGAUGUAUGGUCAGUGGGAUGUAUCCUGGCAGAGAUGUUGGCCAAUCGACCGCUCUUCCCCGGCAAACACUACCUGGACCAGUUGAACCACAUACUGGGUGUGUUGGGGUCUCCCAGCCAGGAGGAUCUGCAGUGUAUCAUCAAUGACAAGGCACGAGGGUACAUCCAGUCCUUACCCUUCAAACCGAAAGUACCAUGGAACAAGUUGUAUCCAAACGCAGAUGUAAAAGCCCUGGAUCUGUUAGAAAAGAUGUUGACCUUCAACCCCAACAAGAGAAUCACUGUGGAGCAAGCCCUGGCUCACCCGUACUUAGAGCAGUACUACGACCCGGCAGACGAGCCGGUAGCGGAGGAACCCUUCACCUUUGAGAUGGAGCUGGACGACCUCCCCAAGGAGCGACUGAAGGAGCUCAUCUUCCAAGAGACCUUACAGAUACAGGACAAGAACCUGGAGCACUCUUAGGACUGGACGUUUUGCAGGCUGCUUGACCACUGGGGGCAGGAAGGGGUGGGAGGAGACAGGGUUGCUGUGAAGCCAUUUUUUUCCCCUUCUUGUGAAAUCAAAAAAAUGGGACAACUGAUUGUAACUCCUUUAAAUAAGUACAUAUUUUUUUCCUCCUGAAAUAAAAAAAAAAUUGUCUUUUCCCUAGUCUUUUCAGACCAAAUUCAAGAAAUAUACCUUUUGUACUUCUUUUAUGGAGGGCUUUUCCAGUUAUGUCAAUUUUAAAAUCUAUGUCUGUCCCAGAUAGUUUAUGUAAUUCAGUCACGUCUAUGAUGUCCUCAUCCAACUGAGAUCUGAAAAAAAGAUUUCGUUGUCAAUGAGAACUUAUUUUUGCCACAUGGCAACCCUGUGUGGUGAGAGGGGGAUGGGAUGUGCUGGGUGUAGUGGUGUCAUCUUGCCGACGCUGUCGGCAACAAGACAUUGAUGUCACAAGCGUGUUUUGAUCUGAAGGGCUCGGCGUGGUUUCUGCAUGUUUGUCAUGGAGUUUCAUUGCUCUGUGCAAUGCAGCAGCAACAUUUGUGUCACGGCAGUGUGGAGUCGGGCGCUCGUCAACUUUUAGAGGCAUAUUGGAUUGGUAUAAUUCUAAAACUUUUUGAAUUGUCUUUCUGCUUUUGAUGAAAAAAAACACGAAAUUACCCUUGUAUCUUUAAUAGAAGUUGAGAUAUGUAUAAUUGAAGGAGAUUGGGGUUGUCUGAUGUCAGACGUAAAAUUGAUGAGAAAAUAAUGAUCAAAGUUUAGUGACUCCCAUUUUUACGUUUUUUGUGCCUUUGAUCAACGUUUUUGAGAAAAAUGCAAUAAGAAAUGUGUUUUUCGAUGGACAAUGAGCCCCCACCCACCUACAAAAAUUGAUAAAAAUUGCAUUUUGAUGAGCGCCUGAUUUCACCACAAUGCCGCACACAUGUGGCUCUCAUUUUUGCAUAAAGAAUUGUGGAGGAUCUUGUUUUGUGAAGAGGGGGAGGGGUAUGUUUUAAAAAAAUGCUUAGUCUUAGUUUUUCACUGUACAAUAGAGCUCAUUGUAGCACGAUGCACUGCUACAAGCAGUUGAUCUCAAGUGUUCUGUAAUAGUGUUUCAGCAAAGCUUGAAUGACGUCUGCUUUUGGGGCUCUGCCUGCCAAUUUAACAGCUUCCUGUGUCUACAUGUAUAUUGUCAGCUGAAGUUCUAUGCGGAACAUAACCUUCUGCUAUUUUACUCCCAGUAGCUUGAAAAAAAAAAUGUAUUCUUCGCCACUUUGCGGCCCAGUGUACUAUAUAUACAAAAGUUAUGUGUAGGAUGGUUGUUAUGUUGAGAAAAUGAAAUAUAUUGUAUGUCAUGAAGAGAGGAGAUUGCCCAGUAUGAGUUUUCGCAGAAAGCCUGAGCUUGAGUGAUAUCCGGUCAUAUUGUACGACGUAUCACACUGAAGUUUUCUGUGACACUUGACCUUUUUUUUGGUGUGUUUUCCAUUAUGUUACUAUGAUGGCGGUUAUUCCAUGAACUACAGUGCUAAAUGAGCUUGUACAUUCAUACUGUCGUUAAGCUGUUCCAAUGUACUAAGCCCAGAUCGCAAAAAUUUUUUCAAGAGAAAAAAAAAGACGUUUCAUUCAUUAAACAAUUGUACCUAUACCAUAUCUUCUUUUCUUGCCUUGUUCACAGUAGGAAUUUGAAUUUCGACUGAAUAUUUUUUUAGCACAUGCUGCGGACACCUCAGAAUUUUGGGCUUGGUACAUCUGAACAGCUAUGAAACUUUUGUGUUAUGUAACCUGCAGGUUGUUUGUUUCCCCUUCAUAUCCUGUUGGUUUUGUUUGUUUUUUUGUUUUUUUUGUGCUCUGAAACAUCAGAUUUUGUAAAAUUACAUUAUUAUCUUUUGGAGUGGGGAGGCUUUAACUUUUUUUCCACCUUCAUCUUCUCACUCAGCCCCAUGGUGGAACCUAGGCAGGGCUUCAACCCAAGAAUUUUGUCUCUCCGGGGUCCAAAAUGAUCCUACUAUGCUGAAAAUGCCUAUAUAUGUCUAUAUCUAUAUAUGUGAAAAAGUGUGUGUACGGAUGGAAAUGUUACUUUGUCACAAAUGACUGUGGGCUGUAAUUCUGGGGCCUGCCUCGUCAACAUUUCUGUAGGUGCCAAGCUACGUUGUUUCUUCUCAUUGUUAGUGGAAGGGAGACAACUGACACAUAUCACAAACUAUUUACAUUGACGUUUAUUUUCCCCUUAGGCGUGGCCGGACAGUUUCCUGCAGCAUCUGUGAUGUUUCAUUUCAGGAGGGGGGGCUGCUACCCAUCUGUUGUUUGAUUAAUUCCCAGCCUGGAUGGUCUGGGCUGGGUCAAGCUUUUAUGACUGCAUGUGUCUGGAAAGAAAAGAGUUCUUUUACAACAAGAGGCUGGGUGCUUUUUUUCCCUCAAGUUUCUCAUAAUCUAAAAAUGUCUUUUAUGUAUGUUUGGGUGACAAAUUUUUUGCCUGGUUGUUUCUGAGGUGUUUUUUUUCGAAGAGGAGCAUCUUUCAGGAACAUUUUGUUUAGGAAUAGAUGUAUGCAGGGGUUGUGAGAUAAGUUGUGUUUCAGGGACAUCUGGUUUAGUGUUGUAUGCUGGAUCUGUGAGGUAUGUUACCAGCAUCUUUUGAAAACAUCAGGUUUAGGAAGAAAGUGUUGUAUGCUGGGUAUGUGAGAUAUUUUCUGUUUCCACCGAGUACUGUUGAUGGUGUUAGUGUUUAGGUAGUGGGGGACAGGUGACAGAGAACACAGUAGCUUCGAUGCAUGGCAUGAUAGCUCCGUGAAAUUUUCUCUUAAUAGUUAUGGUGAUUAUAGUUUGUAACUCAGCUUGAUGAAAAUGAAGACAUUUUACAUGCUUUCUUGGAAUGGGGAUUGUGUUUUGACAACUGCCUUGUCUUAUAAUUAUGUAGACCAGAAAGGUGAAACAUCAUUUUUUGCUCUUCUUGUAAAAUCCCCUGUUUGGUUGUUUAUAGUUUGUUCAGUGUGAAGGGAGCUUUUGAGGGAGAAAAUUUUGUAAAAAUGCUUCCCAUAAACUGGAUGUUCAUGCACAAUUUUCCAUAUUGAAUUAAAAUUUGAGGACAUUAGUUCAACGUUUGACAAAUUUUUCUAAGGAAAGAGAAGAUGAGAUUAUGUGAUAAAGUUUGUUUUUCUUGGAAGAGAUUAUGUGAUAAAGUUUGUUUUUCUUGGAAGAAAAUGGUGUAAUAUACUCUGAAAAUAAUACUAGGUGAGAGGGGACUGAACCAUAAUUUGUGAAGUUUUCUGUUGAAAAUGAUGCGUAGCCCGUGUGAGGUGUCCUGUAGUAGAACUUUGCUGGGAGACCCUAUGGAUGCAUAAUUGUGGUACCGUGCCAUGCCACCUGCAGGAGAAUAUGUCAGGAGCAGGAGACAGGUCAAAAGAUCAAAAAUUUAAGAUGGGUGGGGGUGUCACCAUGUCUCAAAACAUGUCAAAUCGGUUAAUUGACUGUGAGAUGAGUUGUAGUCUGUUUUAGAAUUUUUUUCCAUGACUACCAAUUAAUAUUCAUGGACCUGUAAGUUGAGGAUUGUUGUGAGUUUCAGGUGGUAUACUUUUUUGUGUCCUUUAAUCUGUUAAGAAACUGAGGGGUAAUUUUUUAAAAUCAUGGACAAAAAUAUGUUUGAGCAAUACUGAAUUAUAGUCUGAAGGGAACAUUGUAGUUUUGGGUUGGGGGUUGUUUUUUUGGUAAGACGACAAAAAUCUGUUGCGAGCCCUAUUUUUUUUCUUCUUCUUUAAUUCAUUGAUAAAGAAAAUUGUGUGACCACAACUUGACGAGAGUUAAAAAGUGAUAAUCUGUUUCCAGACGCGAAUUCUUUGGGCUCAGUUGUGAGGUUUGCGGGAGCUUGGUGUUGUUCCUAUUUGAGCUCUGUGAUUGGCCAGGGAGCUGUCCCUGUGAUGUUUCUCUUGUUGCUUCUUGUACGAUGACGACGACAAUGACGAUGACGACGAGUAUUACAACAGUGACAUUUAUUACUCUGGAACAUUGGAUGUAGAUAUUUCAUAAAGAGUUGUAAAUUUCAUAUUCAUCCUUCUCAGCUGUGUGGUCUGUUGCCAUCCACAUCAUGCUCUUGUUUAGUGGGUUUUUUUUCUAUUCCAGUGGAUGUCUUCAUAUAUUAUGCUUUAGUUAGUGUGCUCCUUGUCCGUGGCGUAUAUGUGUAUAUGUUUAUGGUACACAUCAUGUGUGUAAUCAACGCUUGUCAUAUGAAUUUAUAUAGAACCUCAUCCGACUCUGCAGCUUUAAAUGUGUUCACGCGCAACAAGCAAACAAACGCCAGCUCGUGUUUGUUGUGGAAGGGAAAUAACUUGUGUCUGCGCGUUUCCUUCAGGAUCUUUGAAGCUUCUACUUCAAGUACUUGGAAUAACUCUUGAUGUUCAGUUUUUCUUUUGCUGUCUUUGUGGGAGAGUUGGGGUGGGGAGUGAGUGCAGAGGGAGAGGAGGGGGGGAGGCACGGCGAUGACUGCUGUGUAGAUCAAAUGUGCAAAGUUUCCUCACAUUGAGUUAGGAAAGGAGACUGUUACGUGCCGUGUACAUGUACACCUUCAGUAGUGUGAUCUCCCAUCUUCGUUGUCUUUUCAUUGUUUCAUUUGACUCUUUCAGCUGUGUGGUAUAUUGCCCCUAGAACUGGGUAUUGCAUCUGUUUGUGAUGACAUAUAUAUAUAUAUAUAUGUAGCUGACAGUUUUUAUUUGUUUUUUGUUUUUUUUAGAAUAAACAGCUUUUGCACAAAUAUUAUAAUAAAAAAUAAUAAUACUAAUGAUGAUGAUGAUAAUAUUUACCCGCACAUAAAUUACAGUUCAGACAGUUGAGAAGGUUUUUUGGGUUUACAACUGUUUUCAAAUUCAUACUUACAUUUGACCAAUGAAAUGUCAUUUCUGGUCAGGAAGGUCAGAAUGUAGUUGUUGUUUUUUUUUCUUUUUCUUUGUGUGUGCAGUAGAGCGUAGCUGAGUAUAUUUUCUGUUGACACCCAUGAAUGUAGAUGUUGCCAUUUUGGUUUUGUUUGAGCGGAAGAAAUGUCCUGAGGUUGUUCUGAAAUCAUUCUUAUCAAGUGUCUCAUUUUUUUCUACCACAGUGCUUGUCAACCUGAGCGAUAUAAUAAUCAUGGCCCUCUAAUGGGGAAUUUGGUAAUUCUAGUGGGCAAUGGGGAUUACCUGGGUAGUGACAGGUGAUAUUUGAAUGCCCCCUUUUGGAAAUACUUAUAGGUGGACGGUGCGAUAGUUUUAGCUUCCUAACUUCUGAUCUCUGGCAAGCUACUCCCAGCUGCUCGCGGUAUGAUCCGCUGUGCCGGUGAGCCGGGCUCAGGUGCACUCCUUUCCAACAACUUCGACCUCAAAUAGCAGUUGUCAAAAACAGGUAUCUUUUAGUUUCUCCCGGAGUUCAUUCAUUAGAUCAAGAACUAUUGAAAUUGAAAUAAAUUGAUUUGAUGACCGAUUCAGUGAUGUAUUUGUCAAUUUUAGAUUUCGUACCAAAACAGGCCCCAGCAUAGUGGGUUUACCCCCCCAGAAAAAUAAAAAGUAAAAGAAGUCAAUAGUGGGUGCUGGCUAGGACAAAAUUGACAGGCACUAGUCUACUGGGAUGCUGUGUUGUAUUCAGUUGAGCUUGACCCAGACAGGCAGGGGUGAGGUUGCCUGCCUCUUAAUGAUUUUAAGCUUUUGUGGGGUGGAUCGACAUUUACAAUCUUAUCACACAAGGAACUUGUCUGCUACAACUUUUUCUGUUCACUAAUGGAUUGGGUUUUUUCGUUCUUUUUACUUCUCAUUUGACAAGUCUUGUUACUAGUUAUGUAUUUUCUACUGGUUUUAUAUUAUCACAUUCAGGCCUGUGUUCUACACAAUACCUCCGUCUCUCGCCCCAUAUGUUGGUUUUAGCAAAAUAUCUUGUUGUUUAUAGGUGUGGCAAAGAGUAUCUAUGUAGCAAAUUUGUGGUAUGUAAAAACAACUUUUUAAGUUGCAGGUGAAAGUUGUUUUUUUAAAAUCUGUACAAAGCAAAAUUACUUCGUUUCUAAUUGUCUGUUGAAAUAUUUGUUUUGUUGAUGUCCACGUAAGGAAAAACAAAUUGUUGUAUUGCUUUUUAUUUUAUAAUUUUUUCAUGUAUAUUUUAUUCAAUUGUUGUACUGUUUUUACACUCGUUGAAUGUUGUCUUCACCUUUGUUAAGCAAGUCUUUCUUUGCCCCAUUUCCUACAUGCCCCCACCCCCUACCCCCCUUCUACCCUUCACUCCAGUUAUGAAAUAGAAAUUUCUUUAUCAUUUUUCUCAAUGACAUUGCUGUUUGGGAGGCUACUUGCCAGAAAUUUGGUCAGUUGUUUUUUUUGGGUGUUUUUUUUGCAGCCAGACUUUGUUUCAGUAAAAAAAACAACAGUUUAUUUGUCAGCUGUCACAUUUAUAAAUUAUGAAGGUGGUUGGAGGGCACCACUGGUGUGUCCCACUAAUUUUCUAUCUCUUCUUUUUGUUUCUGACUGCCUUUUCUUGCUUUUUCUUUGCACUUAGCUGCGCUGCUCUUUACUCAAACAAACAAACAAUACAUUUAUAUUUCUUUUUGCUUACAGUUGUGUAAGUUCCCCGAUUCCCCCCCAAAAGUCCCCUCACCAUGACAGCUGAUGGCAUUUUUUUUUUUAGUAAGGGGUUUUACAGCGCUUGCAACUGCAUAAGGUCAUAUCUGAAUCUGUUCACAGUUGUAUGUACAGGAGAGAGCUGGCCUUUGUCAUACAAAGAAGUAUUGUGAGCACAGUCCACCGAGAGAGACUAUCUUAUGAUUUUCCUUGAAUUUAGCUUUUUUACGUCAAGGACUGAAAAAUAACAAUUUCAUGUCGAGAACUAAGAAAAAAGUUGUGAAAGUUUGUUAGGUUAAUUAUAAAUAUUGGGCGUAAAGUAUACAUCAUCUGUAUCAUACCGAUGAUUUUUUGUUUUAAAUUUCUUGUGCGAACAAAAAUUCCUGUCCCUGCCACCCAUUCAAAUACUUUACAAAUUGAAGAGGACAAUUAGUCUAGAGUGGUGCUCGUCCCAGUGACAUGCCAUUUGUCUAGGUUUUUAAAAAAUGUCAUACUCUGUUCCUCUCAAGAGCCUAAAAUGCUUUUUUCUUUGCAUUACCGUCAAACCCCACCCCCACUGCCCUCAAUGAAAAAAGAAGAGUGUGAAAGUAUUACUGUCGCGAAUACUGAUUAUUGUGGGUUUUUUAAUCCCCCAUUCCUUUUUGUCCCCCAAAACGUACUGUUCGUUUGUUGUUAAUGGUAACUGUCACAAACUGAGUGGCUCAUUCUGGGAAAGUUAAUUUGACUGGAGAUGGAAAAUCUAACUCUGUCAGGCUGUAUAGAAUCUGACAGUUGGUUUUUAAGAAUUUAAUUUGGUUCCAGGGUAAAAUUCACAAGUGAUGCCCCUGAUUUAGAGCUGCAUGCUGAUAACGAAAUGUGAAAAGCAAAAUGUAUGGGGAAUCUCAGACUUUGCUGCUUUGUCCCUGAUGUUAAAUUCCAGUUAUGACCAAUGUUGUAUGAUUUCAGCCUGGAUGGAUAACCACAUUACAUCGGCAAGUAUAUUUUCAGCAGUUUCUUCUAAUGGCUUGAUCUCUCAAAGCUAUUGCCUUCACUUGGCGCGGUUCCAGUGAAUUAAGUGCUCAUGAAAUUCUAAUUUCAGAGUACUCGGUUGUUGUUAGGUGCCUGCUCAAAGAAUUGUUUUACAUUACUCAUUAUUUUUUUGCUAUCAUUUCAUGAACAAGAAUGACUUUGAAGGCUAAGCUCCGGGUGUGUUCUGUUUCAUCGUACAGUGUUGUCUGCCUGAGGGGAACCCUCUUGGGAAGCAAGCAGAGGUUGUUGCUAACUGAAUUUUUUAGAGGGGUGGGGGGGGACUAUAAACUUCAAAGAUAAUCCCUACUCCCACCCCUUCCCAUAUGUCAGCCCAGGGAGUCCUUCUCUCAGGAUAUGGUUAUGUUGCCUUGUCAGAAAGUGACAACUCACUGUUCCUCCAGCAUCAGGGAUAAUGUUCUACACCCAGUUGCUGAAACUUUUCCCAUUGGCAUCAGUGUAGCGGUUAAGUGCUCACCUGUCAGAUGCAGGAGACCUGAGUUUAAUUCCUGAGUGGGGAGGAAUUUUUUUUCGAGUAUCUUGGUUUUUCUCUGCCCGGGUCAGCCCUGACAGGCAGGUACGGAAGCCCACUUCAAGUUAGUACUUAGCAUAAUGAUGUUAAUUGUGUUGAAAUGGGUGUAAAAUCAAGAAUUCCUUGAUGUUAGGUGGAGGUUGCUCUUAUUUGGGUUGCUGUUAAUUGGACAGCGCUGUACUAAUGCAUUCCCUCUGUUUUAGGAGCUUGUGCCAAAAACCCAUCUGUCAUGAUCAGUCACUUGUGACUGGGGUUGUUUUUUUUGCAGGAUGAUAAACAACAGAAUGUCAAAGUUCACUCCUGACUAAAGUUAAAGUUAAAGUCUUUUUGUGAUCAGUUUAUACUUAACCUCCAUAACUUAUUUGAAAAUGGUGUGAAAUAUAGUGCAACCACUUUUUCCCCCCAUACAGGUGGCUCCAAAGUUUUACUGUUUUGAUUCAAACUUGGAGGUUUUUAUGCGUUGAAAGGUUUUUUUUGUUUUUUUUAAAGAUUCAUGAAAAAAGAAUUGUUUAUGAAGUGGUGCAUAAUCAGACUAUAACUAUAACAAAUACGGUACUUGAGUUUUCAAGUAGAUCUAGUAGUAGAAAAAAAUUGGUGACUACUUUCCUCUUUCAUCAUGUGGGUUGGUUGAGUCUUACCUUAAUCUGUUGUCAUGUUGUAUGCAUCCUUUGCACACUUUCAGUGGCUGGAAAUUUGUUGUCAAAGCUUGUUUUAUAAUAAAGAAAACAAUAUUAAAUAUUAAUAAUAACCCCCUUUUCUUAUAUUGCUAUACUACUACUAGUUAAGUAUUGAAUGUUGGUUCCUUCUAACCUUUGUCCUAUUUGUCUUAUUGCUGAAUGUUGUAUCUCAAGCUUCAUGUCAUGUUGCAUUUCCCAAUGAUUUCCCUUUGAAUAUGUUUUCUACCUAUUAUUGUCAUAACAUUGAUAGUUGACUUUCCAGACAUGUCAUCGCUUUACAUCUUCAGCCUACCAUGUUCAUUUAUAUUCUUCUGAUUGUGUUCAACACAAAGAAAAUAAUAAGAAUUAAAUAUUGAAUUAACGUUACAACCAA
Aplysia californica (California sea hare) is the source of this 10289-nucleotide messenger RNA. Its product is annotated as mitogen-activated protein kinase 1. The coding region runs from base 36 to 1148 and encodes 370 amino acids. The record is from RefSeq and is a predicted model, not a curated record. The transcript is spliced from 10 exons. Gene Ontology annotation, biological process: intracellular signal transduction; protein phosphorylation. Gene Ontology annotation, molecular function: ATP binding; MAP kinase activity. Gene Ontology annotation, cellular component: nucleus; cytoplasm. NCBI's taxonomy places the organism in Eukaryota, Metazoa, Mollusca, Gastropoda, Aplysiida, Aplysiidae.